AUGGCCCGCCCUGCAAUUCCUUGGUUCACGAACCCCGGGUUACUUCUUGGCAUCAUUGCUGCUUUGGCCUUCCUUCUGUUGCUGCUGGACGGAUCCGCGUCCAAUGAUUCAGCGACACAAGGCCCUCAGCGUGACACUCAAAAGGCAGUCCUCGACCUGCAUACGGCGAUCCUCAAGAAUAUGUCUACGAGAGUGCAAACUGCAGAGCAGGCACUGAUGGAGCUGCGGCAGGCUCACUUGGAUCUCAGGAAGAAACAAGAUGAGGCCACUGUGCUGCGCCGUGCCACCCGUGCCGUUGCGCAACGUGGGGGUGGGCCACCGCCACCGACGCAAGAGGCAUCGCCGCCUGCACCUGAUGAGGCCGCGGAGGUGCAACAGCCUGAUGACCUGGACAAUGAGGAACAGGACGCCGCUGCGGAGCCUGCAUCUGAGGAGCAACAGAAGUUGGAGGAAGAGGAACAAAGAAAGCUUAUUGGUUACAAUGAGGCAACCAAGACCUUCAAGCGCUUCAGGCCUGAUUUCAAGUGCGGCAGCCGGGUCCCAUUACUCCCUGACGACGAAGUGGUGGAAUGCGACCGCUUGAGUGUCACCCCUUGCUGCAGUGCGCUGGGAUGGUGUGGGCGGACGAAAGGUCACUGUAGGUGUGCCACAUGCAUCGACUACCGCAAAGAGUGCGCUGCCUUGCAAACCCUCUACACUGCAGGACACAAAGUUGAAUUGGCUGCCACAAAAUUAGGACCCGGCUUUCCAGGCUUCCAGGCGUAUCAUACAUCGGUCAAAGUGGAUGACAUGGAGUACUCCUUCAGUGGCGAAGGGAUUGUGGUUCAACGUGGCUUGCCCAGCCACAUGCGAUUGCCAGACACACCAGAGGUGGUCUAUGUUGGUCUCACCAGCCUGUCUGGUGACGUCAUGCAGAAGCAUCUGACGGGAUUCUUCAAGAGAGGUUCCUACGACCUCUUGCGGAAGAACUGCAAUUCCUUUAGCGACUGCGCCCUCUACUUCCUUUUGGACAUGCGCCUGGAUCCAAGCUACAAAGGCCUUGAGCAGCUGGGCCACAUGGCAGAUCGGCAAGCAGGCAUUGUCCAAGCUGUUACAGAGGGCAACUACAGACCGAACCCAAAUGCGGACACAUUCAGUGUCGCUGCAACCAUUGAAGCAAUCAACAAACUGAAGGAUUCGCCAGCGUUUCGGUUUUCAUAA
Molecule: messenger RNA, 1200 nt
Organism: Durusdinium trenchii
Lineage: Eukaryota; Dinophyceae; Suessiales; Symbiodiniaceae
Source: the annotation of a GenBank genome assembly